CGCCAUAUUUGUUGAUGGAACAGCAACAUGUCACAGUGCAGAACUCUCCUGGCUUCCAAAUUAAUUUCUUCACGACUCCUCUGGAGCUUAAGACCCUUGUGUAGCAGCUCUUCCUCUCCCAGCUGUGGUUCGCAUGGUUGUCAGACAUAUGACGAUGUCAAGGAAUACUAUGGAAAGUACUUGAAGAGUUCGAAGGAUUUGAAAACCAACGCUUGUGUAACCCCAGCAAAGCCAUUACCAAAAUUUGUGAGGGACGCACUGAAUGACGUUCACGAUGACGUCUCCUCGCGGUAUUAUGGCUGUGGCCUGGUGUUACCAGAAUGUUUGGAGAACUGUAGCAUUCUGGACCUGGGUAGUGGAAGUGGGAGGGACUGCUACAUGCUGAGCAAGCUAGUUGGCGAGAAAGGAAAAGUCACGGGAAUAGACAUGACGGAUGAACAGGUGGAAAUAUCAAGAAAAUACAUUGACUAUCAUACCAAGAAAUUUGGUUACCAGAAGCCAAAUGUGGAAUUUUUCCAGGGAUACAUUGAAAACCUCAAAGCUGCAAACUUGGCAAACAACAGCUACGAUAUAAUCAUAUCAAACUGUGUGAUUAAUCUUUCUCCUGAUAAAAGGGCUGUUCUGGCGGAAGCUUAUAGAGUGUUAAAGGAUGGCGGAGAAAUGUACUUUAGUGAUGUCUAUUCAAACAAAGCAAUUACUGAAGACCUGAAGAAUAACAAAGUACUUUGGGGAGAAUGCAUUAGUGGAGCUUUGGAUUGGAAGGACCUUUUCCAGAUUGCUGAAGAUAUUGGAUUCAGUUCUCCACGUUUAGUGACCUCCAGAUAUAUUACUGUAGAUAAUGAGGAACUAGAGAAUCUUCUUGGUGAUUACAAAUUUGUUUCUGCCACCUUCCGUCUGUUCAAACUACCGAAGAAUAAGGUGAACGAAAAGGGUCUCGUUAUAUACAAUGGAGGUGUCACGGGCUGCAAGGAUGAAAUAGAAUUUGAUGUCAACUUCACAUUCAAGGAAGGAGACGUUGCAGAAGUGGAUGACGAAUUAUUCCUUAUUCUGAAGAAUUCCAGGUUUUCAGAUGAGUUUGUAUUUCAACCUCCAGGGGGAGCCAGUAAUUCUGGGGGAUGUCGCCCUAAGAAGAAAAUUAUUACCGAUCCAUUUCAGUUAGCCGAUGGAGUGAGCAAGGAGACGAAGGCUGCCGGUUCGGGGGGCUGCUGUGGACCGAAGGGCUGUUGCUAGAAUACUUACUUGAUCCAGAAAUCCUUGUUAAAUAAUAAGUAUUAUGACCGCUAAGAAUUAAACAAAUCUUCACUGAAAAGACACAGAAAGAAGCAGAAGUACAGUUAGACAUUUAUUACAUUUUUAAAAUAUUGGCAAAACUGAAGUGAGUUCCAGAGCUGGUAAAUGGGGACUCGGCCAAUAUAUUAAAAAUAAGCCUGCCAGAUGGGUGGCUAAAUACCGUAUGUCGUAGUAGAAUAUCCCCUUUACCUGACAAACUUAUCAAGCCUGUUAUCUAUCCAGGAAAAUCAAGCUGCUGUGUCUACGCUGAUUCGCCAAUUUGUAAUUUUUGGGUUUUGCUUGGAAAUCAUAUUUUAAUCUAUCUACAAGAUGUCUGUAAACCUCUAUAAAUAAAUUAAAAAAAA
Messenger RNA from Pelobates fuscus (common spadefoot toad), 1634 nucleotides. RefSeq names its product arsenite methyltransferase-like. Lineage: Eukaryota; Metazoa; Chordata; Amphibia; Anura; Pelobatidae. The coding region runs from base 28 to 1230 and encodes 400 amino acids. The record is from RefSeq and is a predicted model, not a curated record. Gene Ontology annotation, molecular function: arsenite methyltransferase activity. The transcript is spliced from 12 exons. Gene Ontology annotation, cellular component: cytosol. Gene Ontology annotation, biological process: arsonoacetate metabolic process; toxin metabolic process.